This is a messenger RNA of Entrophospora sp. SA101, 1425 nucleotides long. Lineage: Eukaryota; Fungi; Glomeromycota; Glomeromycetes; Entrophosporales; Entrophosporaceae. The record is from the annotation of a GenBank genome assembly.
AUGGCAGUUGAUCCUAAAGAUAUAGCAACAUUAACGCCCAAAUUUCUUUCAACGUUAUAUAAACAUUUUAAAAAUGAAGUGCCCGAUUCCAACUGGGACUUGAAACUUCACAUUAGUGUCAUAAUGUUGAAAAGCUUUUUAGAACGUAGUAGACACAAAACAAUAGAGAGACAACAAAAAUUGUCAAAAGCUCAUAUGCCCUCGCCACCUUCCAUAGCCGUAAAAAAAAAUUUUAUUCCUGAAACUUGUCGUUCACAAGCUGAAGAUAUAAUGUCGGGAUUGUUGAGCGGUAAGGAAGAAAAAAUUGGUUGGAGAUGGAAGGAGGAUAUAUGCAAGCAACAACCAAUAAAAGCAGAAUGGGUUGAGGCCAAAAAUAGAAAAAAAAUCACUACAGUCGACCGAGUGAUACUUUAUAUACACGGUGGAGCCUAUUUUUUAGGUAGCGCCGCUCAACACAGAUUUCUGAUACAAAAAGUUGUUAAAGCAAGUGCAGCCAGAGCCUUCAGUGUUGAUUAUAGGUUAGCACCACAAUCACCUUUUCCAGCUGCUUUGGUAGAUAUGUUGGCAGCUUAUUUGUAUUUAAUCCAACCUCCUACUGAUGCUGGAUUCGAACCUAUAAAUCCACAAAAUAUUGUCGUGAUGGGUGACUCAGCUGGUGGUGGUUUAACCAUAGCUCUUUUAAUGGUGCUUAGAGAUGCUGGGCUUCCACAACCGGUUGGUGGAGUAUGUUGGUCUCCAUGGGUCGAUCUUUAUCAUUCUUUACCAUCUAUAUUUGAUAAUUCAACAACUGAUUAUAUUCCAAAUGGAUUUGUGCAUAAAGCAUCGCCGGCUAAUCCAAUUAAGGAUUAUACCGAUGUUCAACAAAGAUUAGACAGAAUCCAAUAUUACGCAUACAACUCUGCCUUAGAUCUUCCAUAUGUUAGUCCAAUAAUGGCUGAUGAUUUAGGUGGAUUAGGUCAACUCUAUAUUACGUGUGGCAAUGGAGAAAGAUUACUCGAACUCAAUAUUUUCGAAGCAAUGCCACAUGUGUUUCAAUUAUUUAUAUUUCACCCAUCAUCAAUUAGUUCUAUACAAAGAACUGGUGCUUUUAUACGCAAGGCUAUUCCUGAAAAAACUGUUGCUGUCUACAACAGUUUUAGUAAUAAGAAUUUUUCACCAUUACUACCACUACUACUACCACCAUCAUCAUUAUUGGUUUCUUCGAAUAUUAGUAGAGAUAUUCCAUUAUUAAAUACCUUUCCAAUUGAUGAGAUUGAUGAUUUGGAAGAAGAUAUUAGUGAAUUCUUUGUAAGUAAAUAUAUAGAUUGUAAAGGUGUUUGUAAAACUAAGAAUCACAUUUUAGAUGAGGUAACACUGCAUGAUUGGUUAAAUAGGUUGGGUAAAUUGCCGGAUUUUAGUUUACAUCCUGAAUUCCUAGAAUUAUAA